CGCCACGAGAGCCCACAGGCAGUGACUUCGCGGGAAGAGGGAAGUGGACACUUUGCCUGUUUGUUGACAUCGCGGCCAACUCAUCGGCGGCGGCACAGGCGGCGACGACGGCGGCCGCUCUUCUCUCUUGGCGCUGCACUUCUCUCGGGCUUCCUCUGAGGGUGCCAGGGCUCCGGCAGGCAGCAGUUCUCGAGGAUCAUCGGCUUUGGGGGUGUACUCGUCGUGUGGAUUGCAGGCCAGCAGGUGAGGGGGAGGGGGAGGAAUGUCACGAGACAGGCGCAGCAAGUAGGACUGUCAGACCGGGAUUACGGUGGCAAGAGACCACAAGCAUCAUUGACUCUCCAGGCCAAAGUCGAGUGACCAGCAACAUGAGUGGAGCCGGUAGCAGUGACAGUGGGCUCGACCUGUCAGGAAAGCUUAUCAUUAAGGCCCAGUUGGGUGAUGAUAUCCGAAGGAUCCCCAUCCACAAUGAAGACAUGACCUAUGAUGAACUGAUCCUAAUGAUGCAGAGAGUCUUUCGGGGCUCCUUGUCACCAGAUGAUGACAUUACCCUUAAAUAUAAGGAUGAAGAUGGUGACCUAGUGACCAUUUUUGACAGCUCUGAUCUGGCUUUUGCCAUUCAGUGCAGCCGCAUCCUCAGGCUCACCAUCCUCCCCAAUGGCCAGAAGUCAGCUGCCGUGGCUCCUCCCUUCUCAACACUGACUGUCCGACGAGAACUGCGAGCAAUCCGUGACCGAGUUACAGCUCUGCUUGACACCCUUGAUGUGUCUGCUGAUAUUGGGCCUAAGGCCACUGUUGAUUCUGAUACUAGUGGUGGCAAUAGUGGGGCUACUGGUUCUCCAGCACCAAACUCCAACAUGCAGUUAAAUGUUUCCUCAAAGGAAUUUGAUCCUCUCCAGGCAUCUGAACAACAGCAACCAACUCAGCAGCAACAGCCCAAAGCUCAGACAAACAGUCAGCAGCAUCCACCAGUCAGUACACCCACUCCAGCAGCAGGGGCACAGAGUGAAGUGUCAGCCGUUGAUCAAGAUGCAACGGCUUAUGAAGAAGUCAUGUCAUCAUUUGGCAUCACAGAAGUGAUUUUCGCCAUUCUUGCUGAAAUUGAGUUAAAUGCAUUUUCAAGGAGUUCCUAGGCCCCCAGUUCUCCC
This is a messenger RNA of Penaeus vannamei (Pacific white shrimp), 1148 nucleotides long. Lineage: Eukaryota; Metazoa; Arthropoda; Malacostraca; Decapoda; Penaeidae. The record is from RefSeq and is a predicted model, not a curated record.